Molecule: messenger RNA, 1746 nt
Organism: Dermatophagoides pteronyssinus (European house dust mite)
Lineage: Eukaryota; Metazoa; Arthropoda; Arachnida; Sarcoptiformes; Pyroglyphidae
Product: RCC1 and BTB domain-containing protein 2-like
Cellular component (GO): cytoplasm
Molecular function (GO): guanyl-nucleotide exchange factor activity
Source: RefSeq, a predicted model, not a curated record
GCAGUGUGUGUUUAUACGGAAUUUAUUCGAUUUUCCUUUUUUGAGCUCAUUUUUUUUUGUUCGUUGUCGAAAUUUAUGUGAAUUUGGAUUUGAUUUCUUUCUUUAUUUUUUCGAGAAAAAAUUCAACAUCAAUCAUGACUAACCAAUCAGUUGAUAAAAUUGUUGAUAUUGAUAUAUUUCAUGAUACUUUCUAUGCAAUCGAUAAAAAUUUUAUCGAAUCAAUCGUUUCGAUUGCAAAUUCUUUAUUUGCUUAUGGUAAUCGAAUAUGUAAAAUGUUAUCGUUAGAAUCGGAUUCAUCAAAACCACAAGAGAUUCCUUUAUUAAAUGAUAUGAAAAUCGUUCAAGUUGAUUCUGGUGACAAUUUUGUUGUUCUUCUAACUAAGAAAGGUCAUGUUUAUAUAGCCAGUGAUGAUGAUAUAUGGGAUACGAAAAAAACAUUUAAAUUAAUAACCAUCAAUAAUAAUGAUGAUCGUUUCAAAAUGAUUGCUUGUGGUGCAUCGAAUUUAUUAUUGUUACGAAAUGAUGGUACUGUAUUCAAAAACAUUCAUAAUUCACCUUUAAUGCUUGACGGUUCUAAAUCAAAUGUUAACGAAUGUAUUGAACCUGUUAAAGGUUUAGAAAAUGUAAAACUUAUUGCUUGUGGAAAAUAUCAUUGUUUGGCAUUGACAAAUGGACAAAAACUUUAUUCAUGGGGAAGCAAUAAUCAUGGACAAUUAAGUCUUGGUCAUCGUAAAAAUGUAAGUGAAUCAACAUUAUUCCUAAUCCCUGGUGAUACGUUCAAUAGCCGAAUCAAAGAUAUUGCGUCUGGCGAAAGUUUUUCCUUAUUUUUACUCGAAAAUGAUGAACUUUAUUUUUGUGGCAUAGAUUUGGCUGAUGUUUAUAAGUCCUGUAAUCAUAAACGUAUUGUUUUGCCGAAAUUAGUUCUUAGCCAAGUAGAAAGAAUUGCCACUUUCAAAUAUGGUAAAUUUGUAUUAGCUUAUAGAAAAUCAUCGUAUUAUGUAUGGGGGAAAAUUUACGAACGUCAUUGGCCUUCAUUCACUAAAUUAAAUUUUCAACCAAAAUCAUUUGCCGCUAUUGUAGCAAAAUAUUCACCAUCGCCUUUGACAUUUGGUCUAACAUCAACAUUUUAUCAACUUGAUGAUUGUAAACAUUCACUUUGCAAACCCGAAGAAUCUAUUCGUCUAUUAUUUGAUAAUCCGGAUAAUUAUGAUGUUGAAUUUAUCAUUGGCAAACAACAACAACGUAUUGUGGCAAGUAAAUGUUAUCUAAAAUCGGUAUCGGAAUAUUUUCGCAAAAUGUUAUCUGGGAAAUGGCGUGAAAAUGAUCGUAUAAUAAUAGAUUCAUAUUCUUAUGAUACAUAUUAUUCUUAUCUAAAUAUGUUACAUUGUGGUCAUAAGGAUUCAAUCAAAAUCAAUACAGAAAAUAUAGCCGAAUUGACCGAUCUGGCACAUUGUUAUUGUGAUGAGAAAUUGCUCGAAUAUUGUAAAUAUUUUAUUCAAAAUGAUCUUAAUGAAAAAACAUUACAAAUUUAUCUUCCGUUAAUUUCUAAAUAUCAACUUGAUGAAUUGAAUGGUAAACUUCGACAAAUUGCCUAUGAUAAACUAUUUCCCGAAAUUCAAAACAAUUAUCAACAAGAAAUUGAGAAUUCUGUUCAAGAUUUCCUUCAAAAUUACCUCGAAAAACACCAAUCAUCCUCAGAAUCAAUAGAUUUAUCAAAUAAAAAACCAAAAAUCGAAUGAUUGUUUU